Molecule: messenger RNA, 2127 nt
Organism: Symsagittifera roscoffensis
Lineage: Eukaryota; Metazoa; Xenacoelomorpha; Acoela; Convolutidae
Product: mitoferrin-1-like
Exons: 8
Coding region: 581-1738 (385 amino acids)
Biological process (GO): iron import into the mitochondrion
Cellular component (GO): mitochondrial membrane
Molecular function (GO): ferrous iron transmembrane transporter activity
Source: RefSeq, a predicted model, not a curated record
GGUUUGGUGUUCCUCUGUACUAGUGUGCUGGUAUGUUUUGUUGUUAUUAUCUGUGUACAAAACGCUGCUGACUUCGAAGCGAUAGUCUACAUUGGGACUGUCCUCGAAGCACAAGCAGGCUGCAAACUAAAUCGGGCGUUCGAUUUUGGUUGAAUCGACACAACAUAAAUUAACAUCAAAUGGUUGUUUACCAUCUCUAGUUAUCGUUUGUUACUAACUAGCAAGCAGCCUAAUAUUAAUUACAAUCGUUAUCAGGCCAAGAGGUUUGAGCUACUUAUUUUGGCUCGGAUAUUUGGUUAAAUUAUACCAACAAAGAGUUCCUUUCAUUUAAUAAUUACGUCAUCAUUAGUCCUGUUCAGCCUUACUAAAAAGCACCAAGGUAUCAUCGAAAACGUUUUUUUUUAAAGGACCGCUUUGCCUUUAUUUGCAAUAUUUUGUAUUCGUUUGACGAAGCUGUACUUAGUCUUGGAAACUUUCGUUUGUCUGCAUCCUCAUAUCUUGAGCUCGGAGCCCGGAACUCUGGAUCGUUGCCAACUUUGAUUGGACUAUUUUCGUUAAUUUCAAAAGAAUAUUUUUGUUGAUGAAGCUGCCUGCUGCAAAUAUAGUCGAGACUUCAAAUGUGUCUGUGACAUCGGCUGGGCGUGAUCUGAUUGAACAGACACAACAGAAGUUCAGUGGGACCACCUCCAAUAUUACGAACAAAAAGCAAGUCACACUACCCACGUCUCAAAGCCAGCAAAGCCAUACGAUGACAAUCGAGUCGGAUAUGUUGGGUGAAGAUGAGUACGAGUCACUGCCUGCUUCUGUUGGUCUGAAGACAUACAUGAUAGCAGGCGCCAUGGCGGGAAUAUUAGAACACUGUGCAGUCUACCCCCUAGAUUCAGUCAAGACCAGAAUGCAAAGCAUACUGCCACAGGAAACAUGCAGGUAUAAAGGAGUGACAGAUGCCUUUAAGACCAUUUCGAAGACGGAGGGCAUGUUCCGCACUGUGAAGGGUAUCAAUGUGGUGGCGGUGGGGGCUGGACCCGCACACGCUCUCUACUUCUCCUGCUACGAAGUGAUGAAGAGGAAGUUCUCAUCCGUACUCCAGUCUAAAACCGGACAGAGUCCAGUGGCAAAUGCUACCGCUGGAUUUUGUGCUACUUUCAUCCACGAUACAUUCAUGAACCCAGCCGAAGUUGUGAAGCAUCGUCUGCAGAUGUCCUGCAGUCCCUACAAAGGUGCGUUUGACUGCAUCCGCACAGUUUAUGCCCAGGAGGGUAUCCCCGCUUUCUACCGCAGCUUCGGCACCGCCUUCCUUAUGAACGCCCCCUUCCAGAUGACACAUUUUACGUGUUACGAGUAUUUACAGGAAUUAUUGAACCCGUCUCGUGAGUGGAAUCCAUGGACACAUUGUGCAGCUGGAGGCAUAGCUGGGGCCUUAGCAGCGGCCAUUACAACCCCAAUGGAUGUUUGCAAAACAGUAUUAAAUACUCAAGAACAAUGUGUUACGUGUAAUUUAUACACUGGUCCAGCCACUGUUUCUGGACCAGUAGCUGCAGUUAAGACUAUUUACGAGGCUAAAGGACUCUCAGGGUUUUUCAGUGGGAUCCGAGCCCGAGUUCUGUUCCAGAUGCCGGCCACUGCUUUAUCGUGGUCGGUCUACGAACUGUUCAAGUAUAUAAUCAGUAACAGAAACAGCUCAUCUUCUUUGUCUUCUAGUCAUCAAUCUCUUGAGGGCGCCACAACUGGAACAUGAAUGAAGGGUACAAGAAGCUGUUUAUGCAAUUCUGACUGAAAAUCCUGACAGGAGACUGUUUGACCCUUCGUUGUUUACUGUCUGAUUUGUUGCCUCCGAUAUUAAGUUUGAAACAUCCCGCUCAUAGAAAAAAACUCAAAACAUUAGGAGAUCAUUAAUCAAAAUUAAAAAAAUAAGAAAUUAAUGAAGAAAAAUCAAUCAUGAUGAUAAUAGCUAAUACCUUUGAGCUAUUUGUUUCUUCUUAAGAUUGGGAUUGCUUAUAGAGGUAUCGAAGGCAACAAAUUCCUUCGGGUGCAUUGUGAACUCUUUUUCAUUGCAUUGCGAUGAAUGAAGUUUAAUGGUCUGCAAAUAUAUAUGGAAAUGAUGAUGCAAAUACACAUUUGAAAUGA